Aspergillus neoniger CBS 115656 is the source of this 1132-nucleotide messenger RNA. RefSeq lists its product as uncharacterized. Gene Ontology annotation, biological process: proteasome-mediated ubiquitin-dependent protein catabolic process. The transcript has 3 exons. The record is from RefSeq and is a predicted model, not a curated record. NCBI's taxonomy places the organism in Eukaryota, Fungi, Ascomycota, Eurotiomycetes, Eurotiales, Aspergillaceae. Gene Ontology annotation, molecular function: protein binding. Gene Ontology annotation, cellular component: cytoplasm; nucleus. Bases 152 to 856 code for a protein of 234 amino acids.
UGCGUCCUGACAUGCCGUGUGUGCCGCGUGGUUGCCUGGUUUUAACAGGAAGCAGAUGUCUCCCUCUUCCUCGACGACGCCAACAUGGCAUCAGUUCGAACGGAAGGUCGAGGAGGUGAAACCAUCCAAAACUGAUAUCAAUUAUCUAGUCAUGGAUUACCUAAUCACCAACGGCUACCCAGCUGCUGCGAAGAAAUUCGCACUAGAGGCCAACAUCCAACCCACAGCAGAUAUCGAGUCGAUUCAGGAAAGAGUUGACAUUCGUACUGCAAUCCAUUCUGGGAAUAUCCAAGUUGCCAUUGAGAAGAUCAAUGAGCUCAACCCACAGAUCCUAGAUGAAAAUGCCCCUUUACAUUUCGCCUUGCUGCGACUGCAGCUAGUGGAGUUGAUUCGCUCAUGCACCUCUUCCCCCGAUGGCGACAUUAGCCCUGCCCUUGAGUUUGCGACCUCGCAACUCGCACCGCGGGCACCCACCAACCCACAGUUCCUUGAGGAUCUUGAGAGGACUCUUGCGCUCUUGAUCUUCCCGAUGGAUAGCCUGUCCCCGUCACUUGCCCCUUUACUACACCCCGACCUUCGUAAGGACAUAGCCAACCGCGUCAACGAAGCCAUCCUGCUGAAUCAAGGCGCUCGUAAAGAGGCCCGGCUACGCAACCUGGUCAAAUUGCGCGCGUGGGCCGAACAGAAAGCCCGGGAGGCUAAGAAGGAUAUACCCGAGAAGCUGGACCUCGGACUGGGCGAUAACCCCAACACCCACAACAGUAAUCCCAUGGCCAGUUCGACCAGUGCUACCCACAAUGGCUCUAACGACACCGUAAUGACCAAUGAUGGGGAUAUCGACCCCAUGAUCUCAUAAAUCCAGGAUUCGAUCUGCGAUCACCUGGUACAUAAUAUUUCUAUUUCACGUAUCACCACACGAAUUUCUUCGUUCACCAUUUGAGCACGGCGUUUGGGUGCAGGCUACCAGCAGGUGUCAAAUUCAACGGCCCUCUUGUAACAUCUACGGUUCAAUAUGGGGAUACAUAACAUAUCAUGACUUAGCAUUUGAUCUCUGCCGACAGUUUUGUGUGCGGAACGGAUUGAAUUUUAGCAAUCGAAACAGACCCAACAGGUUCUUCAAUUGGCUUAUUCG